CAUCCAAAAUACUAACGUAUGCAUACUGCAAUAGAAGCGGGAAAUGAAAAUUAUUUGUCCGUCCACCAUUUCUGGUGUCUCCUCUGGAUUCUGUGCCUGUGGAUACUAGCUAGCUAGGGCUUUUCAUUCCUAGAUUAAUCGGCGUCAGCUUGCUCUUGAUUCCGAUAGUGUGCGUCGAAGUUUCAACAACAAAAAUAGUUUAUCAGGCUAACCAUGCCGCCGCGUCCCGGCAAAUUACUGGAAGAAAGGCUGGCUGCGGCUGGCUGCAUUCUCAUUCAGCCUCCCCCCUCCACCGUCGAACUCUUGACCCUUCUGGGUCAAAUCGAGGUACUUUUAUCAAAAGUGGAGCAGUCGCUUGCCAAAACCAUGUGGGAUGCUCUUUCCCGGCUGAUUAAUGCCCUGGCUGCAUUAAAGCUACUAAAGCAUUCUCAUGAAGAUGUAAAAGUAAGUGUUGCUCUUUGUAUAAGUGAGAUAACCAGGAUUACUGCACCGGAAGCUCCAUACGACGAUGAUAAAUUGAAGAUACAUCAACCCGAUCUCUUAAGAAGAGGAUCACUAUUCUUAAAAUUAUGGCCAAAAGUCAGAUCGUGGGUCGUCAUGUUGGAUUUUGGAUUUGAUCAGAUUAUUAUUGACAUGUUUCAAUAUUUUCUUAAAGGCAUUAGGGAUUAUCAUACUGAAGAUAUAUUUUCAUAUAUGGAGAUAAUUAUGAAUCAUGUUCUAUUAGGAAAUGAAGAUAUUUCCACAGAUCUACUCGGACCAAUUUUGGCUACUUUGAAAAAGAAUAAUAAGGAUGCGCGUAUAUGACGUUUUUCCAGCUGCAAAGAAAUUGGCUGUGACAGUUAUUCAGAAUACAGCUGACAAGAUGCGACCUUAUUUGACGCAAGCAAGAAAAUCUUUAGGUGCUUCUGUGUGUGACUUUUUAUGAAGUUUUAUCCUCUAUUUGUCGAGAGGAUAAUGGUUUAGACAAGCAUGACAGUCUGCACGAUAUCCAUCAACUGGAAACUAUGCCAAGUUUAAAUGCAGCAAGGGGUUCAGAGAACCUGGAAGAAACCACAAGAGCCACGCAUGGUUCGCCUAGUGCGACUUUCUCGUCAGGCCUGGUUUGCAGGGUAUUAGGUUCGGUCGGGGGUUUACCCACUUUGCACUUUCGGGUAGCGGCUACGGGUUCCCACGUCAUCCAAAAAAAAAAAAAGAAAGCAAGUUCCAGAGACAAGGAAGUUUUGGAAAGACAAUGGUUGAGGGCACUGGAGAAGCUGAGCAAGCUAUAGUUGAGGUAAGUCAGCCGGAGCCUAUCUCACAACACAAUCUGGUCGGUGUAGCACCCUCUGAACCAACUUCGCAGAGAUAUCAGGCUACUGAAGAGCCACAGAAACCCAAAAUUACGUCUGAAGCAACAGAUGUGGCUACUGAGGAUCCAUCUGGUAAUUUGAUGAUGCAGGAUAGUAGGCAGAUUUAUAAAACCGCUGUUGGGCAAUCUACUCCAGCCUCUGUUCAUUUAGAAAUCGUCCAAACAUCCACUACGGUUGUGACCACUGCUUGGGAUGUGGAAGAAGAAUUGGCCGCAGCAGAACGAGCCUUGGAAGAACAGGAGGCUGCUGUGUCUGCCAAGAAAGCUGCAUUGGAAAAACUGAAAGAGAAGGCCAGAAUUCGUAAGGAGAGGUUGCAUAAGUUGACUGAACUGCUUAAGCGAUGGCGUACAGCAAGGAGGAUUCAGAAGCAUGCUCGACGGAUGAUUCAAUUCAGAAUGAUGUUGACGGAAGUCGUGAGUACCUUAUUGGAUACGCGUAUAACCUACUGGGAAUUACGAAGAGGACUCAGGCAUCGCAGUCCUGAUAGGCCAUUUAUUCCUGAAAUCCAAGUGGAGCAUUUUGUAUGUGAUCGAAAUGUAUGCUCUACUGGCCCAACGCAGAAGCUUGAAGUUCCAGAAUCCAUUCUACAUAAAGCAGUGAAGUCGGAGGAUGUGGCAGUGCAAGAAGAACCUUUUCAGACAUUUGAGGAAUCGGAUCCCCAACCUUCGGUACCAAUUGGUUUAACUUCAGGUUCUGCGAUCUUGCAACGACUUGAUCAACUGGAGGCUCAAGCUGCUGCUCUGCAAAAUGGGCUGGCUGACUUGCGAGGUGAAGUUCAUUCUGGAAUCAGUCACCUGGGAGCAGGAAUGGAUGAUUUACGAGCACAAUUGAGCACCAUCAUGGAUGUGGUAUCCCAAAUUAGCGGACAUUUUGCAAAGUAAUUUGCAGGUUUAUUUAUGUUGAAGUAGCUUUUGAGCAAGAAGUAAUGUGACUUGCCGUCUUAAAGAUGGGAUCAACAAAUGUCGAAUGUAAGGAAGUUGUAUGUUUCUUGAAAGUAUAUUAUGGCGAAUGAAUCCAUAGGUGUUGCACCAACACAAUGACAGCCAAUAAACUGAACCUGGGGGAAAACGUUGUGCAAUUCUUCUCUUUGUGAGACAAAGAAGAGUAUGAUGCAAUUCUUCUAGAGUUUUUCGAAUUUUAUUAUCA
Messenger RNA from Andrographis paniculata, 2495 nucleotides. RefSeq lists its product as uncharacterized. Lineage: Eukaryota; Viridiplantae; Streptophyta; Magnoliopsida; Lamiales; Acanthaceae. The record is from RefSeq and is a predicted model, not a curated record. Bases 1232 to 2230 code for a protein of 332 amino acids. The transcript is spliced from 8 exons.